This is a messenger RNA of Iphiclides podalirius (scarce swallowtail), 285 nucleotides long. The record is from the annotation of a GenBank genome assembly. Lineage: Eukaryota; Metazoa; Arthropoda; Insecta; Lepidoptera; Papilionidae.
AUGAACCGAUGUUCCACUGACUUCAGAUUUAGCGGCACGUCAGCAACCCCGUUACGGACGCCCGUUUGUGCCGCCCCAUUCGCGCGCUCGCGUUUUAUAAACGCCCGCUUGUGCUGCCCCAUUCGCACGCUCACUAGGGCGUGCGCGAUGCAGGCCGACGGCGUCGUAUCAAUCGCUUCAGUUUUGACGAGGCGCCGAAUCGCAAAUAUGUCGGACCGUCCGGGGGCGCCUCAUCUUAAUCUGCGUGACGUGGGCAUAGAGCAAACGCGUCAUAGAGUAGAUAUU